GGUGUUGUUACAUCAUCUGCACUCAGUCCAUUCUCAUUUUUCAACUUCAUUUCGUUUCCGUGUCCACUCAGAUCAAACCCACCGCGUCCCCAAUUUCUAGGGUUUCUCUCUCUCUCUCUCUCUAAAUUCAACUCAUUUUCUUCAAUCCUUAAUUCUUCAAAUUCACCUUUCAUGGAACAAAAUCACCACCAACCGAUUCAGCAACCGGUAAUUCCACCUCCAAUUCCGGUCACCGGAGGUGAAAUUACGGUUUCUGAACAGACUCAGAUGAUCGGAGUCAACGCCACCGACGCUGACGUGGCGGUGAAUAAGAAACGUGGUCGUCCGCCGAAAGGUACUGUUCAUGCUCCGGUUGUGAAGAAGCCGAAGGAUGAAGAAGAUGUAUGCUUCAUUUGCUUUGAUGGUGGUUCACUUGUUCUUUGUGAUCAUCGGGGUUGUCCUAAGGCGUAUCAUCCGGCGUGUGUUAAACGAGAUGAAGAGUUUUUCCGUUUAGCUGAGAAAUGGAAAUGUGGUUGGCAUCUAUGUAGCGAUUGUGGCAAAUCAUGCCACUACAUGUGCUAUACCUGUCCAUAUUCCUUGUGCAAGGGAUGUACAAAACAAGAGUCUGAUUUUGUUAGUGUCAGAGGAAACAAAGGUUUGUGCGGAGCAUGCUUGAGGACUAUAAUGCUGAUCGAGAACAGUGCCCAAGGAAUUGAGUGCGAAGUGGAUUUUGAUGAUAGAAGCAGCUGGGAAUAUCUUUUCAAGGUGUACUGGCUGUACUUGAAAGGAAAACUAUCUCUAAAUUUUGAUGAGAUCCUUCGAGCUAAAAAUCCUUGGAAAGGUGCUGUUCGUGUGAGUUGCAAGGUUCAAACUCCCCGGAAGCGUCAUCAUCUUAAAGUUGACAAUGGUUGUGGUUCUGAGAAUUCAUGUAUAGUAGAUUCAAAUAGUCCAAUAAACAAGAAGGCUAAGGGAAAUGUUUGGGACAGUGUCGUGGACGUUGUUGGACGCAGUGCACAAGAACUUUCCACUACCUGUGAGCUAAAUGUGAAUACAUGUACAAUAAAGAAUGAAAUGAAUACUAAUGAAUCAGCAAUCAAUGAUGGCACUGAUGCAGGGGUUUCAAGACUAGGAGAUUCUGGGGUUGCAGAAGACAUUUCAUCGUUACUUCACUCUACAGGGAUGGAACAGCCAGUCUGGCAUUAUCAGGAUCCAACUGGGAAGGUUCACGGUCCUUUUAGUAUGUCGUUGCUGUGCAAGUUGAAAGGAACUGAAUAUUUCUCUCCAGAUCUCAGAGUAUGGAGGGUAGAUGAGAAACAAGAGAACUCUAUAUUGUUAUCCGAUGCACUGAGUUGGAAGUGUUCCCAAAAUGUAUCAUUGCCACUCAACUGUGAACAGCAGUCUUUGGGAGCCAGUGUUACAUUGGAAAAUAAAGAAAAUAGUCAGGAUGGUCUUGGCAAUGCAACAAGGAGUGAAAUUUGUGCUAACAACCAAAUUUUCAAGCAGAGCGAUGAAGAAAAGGUGGGUGAUACUUGUACCCCACCUAAUGGUACAGAUGAAUCUGUUAAGAGCAACGGAGGGUACACUCCGUCUCCUGGUGUGACUACACAAGCAGAUGGGAAUAUCAGUGAUGGGCAAAGUGGUUAUUUUGAACGAAGGGAAGAGUCACCGAAAUGUGAAAUUUCUUGUCAUGGUGGUCCCGACGUACACCUUGCACUACCUUCAACUGCCUUUGAUGAGAAUUUGAAUGACAAACCUUCUGAUGAAGUGGUGGAAGGUCUAGGGAAUGAUAAAAAAUUGGAAGUGAAUGGAAAUUUGGGUUCCAAUGGGUCUUCUGAGGGUCCGAGUAAUAGUGGGCAAAGUGAUCAGAAACAAUCUGACAAUGAAGAGAAUCCAGGGCAAUCUUCUGGUCAGAACUGGAUGAUGGCAGCACUCUUUGGCGAUGAUUUCCUAGUUGAUGAUUCAGUUUCAAAUCUGUUGGAUGCAGUAGCGGCGGAGGAGAAACACAGUGUCACGGAACCUUCCGCCGAAGAGUGGGAUAUUGAUGUGUUCACUGACGGUGCUAUAACUGAUUGUUUACAAGGUAUAAUACUACCAGAUUUUGAUGCAGGUAAAGGUGAUGCUCUGAGCUCCUCAGGUGAUUUACAUUUACCCUCCCAAUCCACUGUAGCAAAUGGGCAGCCUUUUCAGCAAGCAGAUGUGCAUAAUCAGCAAACUAUAUCUGGGGAACAAUCUUCAAAAACUGCUGAAGUUGAGGCUCCUUUCCCAGGUAUUUGCUGGAACCAAACUCAUCAAUUUCCAUGGGGUCCAACUCGUUGACUUGGCAGAUUACAUUGGAAGCUAUUUAUCUUUAGUCUUUAGGCUAAACAGAUUUUAGACCAACCUGAAUCGGAUACUUAAUAUCCUGUUUAUAACAACAUUCUUUUGCAAACAGUGACCUCUCACCUUCCUUCAUUGUUGAGGAAGUAAUGGAAGAGCGUCGUUCUUCGUAGCCUACUCUAUUUUGCUAUAUAAUUUUAUUUAAAUGAGAGACGGAUUCUCAUUACUUUUUUUUUGCACAAAUUUAUAAUCAGCGGUAUAUAUUUCCUUCUUUGCUAUA
Molecule: messenger RNA, 2575 nt
Organism: Medicago truncatula (barrel medic)
Lineage: Eukaryota; Viridiplantae; Streptophyta; Magnoliopsida; Fabales; Fabaceae
Product: zinc finger CCCH domain-containing protein 44
Exons: 6
Coding region: 172-2295 (707 amino acids)
Molecular function (GO): protein binding
Source: RefSeq, a predicted model, not a curated record